Messenger RNA from Helobdella robusta, 441 nucleotides. RefSeq lists its product as hypothetical. Lineage: Eukaryota; Metazoa; Annelida; Clitellata; Rhynchobdellida; Glossiphoniidae. Bases 1 to 441 code for a protein of 146 amino acids. The record is from RefSeq and is a predicted model, not a curated record. The transcript is spliced from 4 exons.
AUGCGACCUGUCAGGUUCGGUGUGUACGCACUAUCCAUGCGAAUGGACAUGAUUUCUCUAAUCAAACAGAGUUUCGGGGCAGACAAUUCAAACCCUAUCUGCAAAUUAUUUCGAAUCAACCGCCAGGUGGCCAGUGGCGGACACCUCCUCAUGUGGAGGAUCCACGAUGCCAUCAGGAUCAAGGACAAACUGCAGUGCACAGUUUUUGUUUACGACAAAAAGUUACCCGACCGCUAUUCUUUGGCCACUUCCGGAACUUCUACCUUCAGUCGCGCCAAGCAGCGAGAAGUCGUCUGCGAGUCGCUAAAGAAAGGACUGGAAAUCAUGAUUGACAGCAUAGCAUUCGCAACAGAACCCAUCCUUGCCAGCUUAUCCAAUCUUCUGGGAGCACAUGAAAGAAUUAGUAAUCCCAUACCGGCCAUACUGAAGGUUUUUGCCUAA